Messenger RNA from Onthophagus taurus, 1526 nucleotides. It is a transcript of the gene Gasz, whose product is annotated as ankyrin repeat, SAM and basic leucine zipper domain-containing protein 1. Gene Ontology annotation, molecular function: protein binding. The record is from RefSeq and is a predicted model, not a curated record. NCBI's taxonomy places the organism in Eukaryota, Metazoa, Arthropoda, Insecta, Coleoptera, Scarabaeidae.
ACUGACAUCUAACAUCGAUGUUUUUCCUAACCUUAAAAAUUAAAUAAAAUAAUUUCGAAUUUAAAAAUGAUGUACCCCGUUCCUGCCGGUUAUUCAAGCGACGAGGACGAUUACGAUUAUUACAGCUGUAAUAGCUUCUCAACACCAGCGUCCGUUAAACGUAACCUCAAAAUCGAAGAAACCGAUGAAAUAAAGGUUUAUAGAGCGUGUAUUGGGGGUCGAUUUGAUGAAGUUAAGGAGAUUUUAGAUCGAGGUUAUGAUGUUAAUUCGAAAUUAAAAGAGGAUUGGAGCUUGCUGCUUUUAGCAGCGUCAAUUGGAUCCCCGGAUAUUGUUCAAUUAGUUCUUGAAAGGGGAGGUGAUCCUAAUUAUAGUAGAGAUGGUUAUACGGCUUUAAUGGCAACAUCUUCUUGUACAAAAGAAACAUGUUCAUAUGAGCAAUCUUACAAAACAUUAAAAAUACUUUUAAAUGCUGGUUGUGAUCCUACAAUGAUUAAUAGGAAACGAAUGACAGCCCUGAUGUAUGCCUCAUCUUAUGGAAAUUGUUUAAUUGUUGAAGAAUUAUUGAAAUGUGAUAAUAAGGAAGUGGAAGAUAAUCAGGGGUGGACUGCUCUUUUUUGGGCAAUUGAUUCAAACCAAGUGGAUGUUGUUAAAAUGUUACUUAAUGAUGGUUUUAUUUGUGAUAAAAUGGAUAUAAGAGGUGAAACACCUACUCAAAUAGCUUUAAAACAUGGAUAUGAAGAAAUUGUUAAACUUUUACCUUCCAUAGAUGUACCUUAUGAAAAUCUCACGUGUUAUACACAAGAAAGUUUUAAUGAUUUCUUUAAUAAAGGCUGUACAUUAUUUUUAAGUGAUGUUUGCGUUAUUUUGUACGGAAUGAAUUCUGAAAACGCAAUUGAUAAAUUUAUUACAUCUAGAAUAAGCUUAUUAGAAUUUUUACAUAUAAAUGAGGAUGGUUUAAAAAAAAUUGGGGUUAAUAUGCCUUAUGAACGGUACAGGAUUUUAAAUGGUUUGUACAAGUUUCAUAAACAACCGUUUCGAUUAAAAUCAAUCCCUAUUAUUAAAAAGAAUGAAAAAAUUAGCUUGGCAAAUGUGGGAACCUCAAUUUUAUCGGCUUGCCGACAAAUCGUAGUAAUGAACGCAUCAUUAAAAUAUUUAAUAGAAAACGUAAACGAAUCUGAGUUGGAAAGGUUUAAAAAAGAAAUUUUAUCUUUGAAUCAGCAAGUGGAGAAAAUUGAAAAGGUUGUGGAAGUGUUAAAUAAAAAGUGUUUAUUAUGGGAUAAAAAUAAUUACUCACCUGAUUUAAUUUCAUCUUCUUCUAUAAGCAAAAUCAAAUCAAUGUUUUGGAAAAAAAUUAUUUAUAGUUUUGGGUUCCUCUCAGUUAUGGGUUUUUUUGUUUUCAAAUCAAGGUUAUUUGUUAAUUAAUAAAAUUAAAGAUAUAAAACAGAAAGAACUUCAUGUUUUGUUACAACCUUGCUACUUUUAUAGUAUUUUUAUUUUAAUAAUAAUAAAUGGGUUAACAAUUUAAA